AGAAGUUGUGUGACUGGCUCAGUGGUGUCACCUCACUUGCUUGUGUCGACAUCUAACGUUAGCUAUGUGUUAUUUAAUGUAAUGACAUUUACAUGACCAUACUUUUUACACGCUAUAUCCAGACAGAUCUCCAGUCCCUGCGUUUACAGAGCUCCCCCUCCCCUCGGCCCCCCUUUAACACCACCCUGAUGAAGACAGCGCGGGAAGCAGACCUGGAAGAGGAGCCUCCACAGGAGAAUGGGGUUAUCCAGACCACCAAGGACCAGCACAGCUCCAUCUCUCCGCCAGGCUCAACAGUGUCUGGGGCCCCGGACGACGAGCCCUUCUCUACAUACUUUGAGGAGAAGGUGCCAAUCCCAGAGGAUGUCACCCAGAUGUUCAGUUUCCGUAAACUCUGGGCCUUUACGGGUCCUGGUUUCUUGAUGAGCAUCGCCUAUCUGGACCCAGGGAACAUCGAGUCUGAUCUACAGUCUGGAGCUAAAGCUGGCUUUAAGCUCCUGUGGGUAUUGUUAGGGGCCACCAUCAUCGGCCUCCUCUUGCAGAGGUUGGCUGCACGCCUGGGGGUUGUCACAGGGAUGCACCUAGCAGAGGUCUGCAACCGCCAGUACCCUACUGUUCCUCGUAUUAUCCUGUGGCUGAUGGUGGAGCUGGCCAUCAUUGGCUCAGACAUGCAGGAGGUCAUUGGUUGUGCCAUUGCCUUCAACCUCCUCUCUGUUGGCAGGAUUCCACUUUGGGGAGGUGUCCUCAUCACCAUCAUUGACACCUUUGUGUUCCUCUUUCUAGAUAAAUAUGGCCUGAGAAAACUUGAAGCCUUCUUUGGGUUUCUCAUCACAAUCAUGGCUGUAAGCUUUGGGUAUGAGUAUGUGAUGGUGCGUCCGGACCAGGGGGAGCUGCUCAAGGGGAUGUUUCUGCCGUACUGUGAGGGCUGUGGUCCUGCCCAGAUGGAGCAGGCUGUGGGCAUCGUAGGAGCCGUCAUCAUGCCCCACAACAUCUACCUGCACUCAGCUCUCGUCAAGUCUCGGUCAAUAGAUCGUGGGAACAAGAAGGAGGUGAAGGAGGCCAACAAAUACUACUUCAUCGAGUCGACUAUCGCUCUCUUCAUCUCCUUCCUCAUCAACGUCUUCGUUGUAGCAGUGUUUGCCGAGGCCUUCUACGAGAAAACCAACAUUGAAGUGAAUGCAAUGUGCAAUGCAUCAGACAGUCCACACACAGACCUCUUCCCCCUGGACAACAGCAGGCUACAGGUGGACAUCUACAAGGGGGGGGUGGUGCUGGGUUGUUUCUUUGGCCCUGUAGCCCUCUACAUCUGGGCCAUCGGGAUCCUUGCUGCGGGACAGAGCUCCACCAUGACUGGCACUUACUCUGGCCAGUUUGUCAUGGAGGGUUUCUUGAAUCUGCGUUGGUCACGUUUUGCACGGGUUCUUCUCACACGCUCCAUCGCCAUCUUCCCCACCCUGCUGGUGGCCAUCUUCCAGGACGUGCAGCACCUGACGGGCAUGAACGACUUCCUCAACGUGCUGCAGAGCAUGCAGCUGCCGUUUGCUCUGAUCCCCAUCCUGACCUUCACCAGUCUGACAUCCAUCAUGAAUGACUUCGCUAAUGGACUGGUGUGGAAGAUAGGCGGAGGGGUGGUCAUCCUGGUGGUCUGUGCCAUCAACAUGCACUUUGUGGUGGUCUACGUGACCAGCCUAAGCAGUGUGGCUCUCUAUGUGCUGGCGGGCUUGCUUUGUAUAGCGUACCUAUGCUUUGUGGGCUACCUGGUGUGGCAUUGUCUGAUAGCCCUGGGGUUCUCCUGUCUGGAUGUGUCCUGUCUGACCAGCAGGAUGCUGACGGGCCACAAUGACGUUUACCUGCUGAAGGACAUGGACAUGGACAGCGACACGAUGGUGGAGAGAUUAGAAGAAGAACACGUUGGAGGAGUGGUUAUUAACAGUGAUACAGUCCGUAGCUAGAGAGAAUUCACAGGGGUGACCUAACAUGGAGGAUGCAGUGCGCCUCCUGUGCCUUAGUGCCAGCCAGACCUUCGUAAGUGCCCAUCCUCAUCAUCUGACCCUUACAAGAAGCCUUGAACCCCUCACUUGACAUUCCACUAGGCAGGUAGCCUAACUAUGAUUGGCAUUAUAUGAAGGUUAGGCCUAUGAUCAAGUUUACCCCAAUGAGUUGUUGGUUUUUAUCAUGUCGAGCAUGCUUGAUCAACGUGGCACUAUAAAAAUGAGCCAGCUUUUUCAUGACUUUGAAAAGCUGUGAUCAUUUUAUAUGGGAAAUACACUGUGUGUAGUGAGUUUGUUACAAAAAAGGCAAUUGCCACCAAUUUAUAUGCAUGUACGUUGUAGAAUUUUUUAUUUAUGAACACACAGAGAACUUAAUUUUCGUAAGACUUUAUCAGAGCAACCACUUAAAGGGCCAAUUCACAGUUGCUACAUCCAUUUUUGAGUGUAUAAAUUAAUGAUAUACACUGAGUAUACAAAAUAUUAGGAAGACCUCCCCA
Messenger RNA from Salvelinus sp. IW2-2015, 2488 nucleotides. Its product is annotated as natural resistance-associated macrophage protein 2. Gene Ontology annotation, cellular component: plasma membrane. NCBI's taxonomy places the organism in Eukaryota, Metazoa, Chordata, Actinopteri, Salmoniformes, Salmonidae. Gene Ontology annotation, molecular function: iron ion transmembrane transporter activity; manganese ion transmembrane transporter activity; cadmium ion transmembrane transporter activity. Gene Ontology annotation, biological process: metal ion transport. The record is from RefSeq and is a predicted model, not a curated record.